AUGCUUGGUCCAGGGUAUUUUUUCAUUAUCUUGAUCAUCGCAUGCCAAGAAUGCCAUUCGUUUUCGUCGACGAAUCUAGUAGCCUUGAGGAGAGCCGCAUUUUCACAUGGCUCAGACUCUAGAAGAGCCAAAGUGGAUCGUCCAGGCCAGAAUGACAGCGGUUAUGUUGACAUCGUCGAUGGCUAUCAAAAAGUCAACAGUUCUGUCCAUGGUGUCACACUGAAAAUUGCGAUUGAUAAGCAAGGAGGUGUUGCAGACUUGUCCAGCGAAAAGUUGGGUCGAUUUACUUGUGGCGCCAGCUUAGACAUGGUCCAUCGAUUGAGAAGGUGCAGUGAUGGUGUACUUGUUGGAAAGGCCACGGUGGUAGAAGAUGACUGCAGUUUGACAGUUCGACGGGUUCCCUUGGAUAUAGUGGACCACAAUGAAGAACUGCUCGAACAGGAUCGCAACGACAAGCGGAAUCCACAAAAGCGCCGCCAGCAGCCAGUUCGAGUGGUAAUUGACUCUCGUAAGACAUUGGAUUUGUCCAAAUAUACCAUUGCUCAGGAUGGGUUGCGAACAAUUAUUGUCCACAUGAAUCCUACUUGUGUUCGAUACACGAGUGACGAGUUUCCAAAUGUGGAGUUUUUAGGAUUACCUCCCCGAAUCGAGUCUGAGAUGAAGCCAUGUUCAACCCUGUCGUCGCAAGAAAUCUGCGAAAAAUUGGGAUCUCUUUUUGGAAUUCAGCAUCUCAUGGUUGAGGGAGGACCUCAAACAGCAAACUCUUUUCUUAGAGAACGCAUGGUCGACAGAGCUAUUAUCGUUCGAGCUCCAAUUGCCUUUCGUAAGCCUCUCUUGUGGGAACCAUGGUCGUCAUCUCAAACGUCGUCACCCCUUGAAGAAGCAGGAUUGGCAUGCGUUGGAACGGAAAUGUCUGGUGUAGACACUAUUGAAUACUGGUCGAGACCUGGGAAUGGUUGGCCCUCCGACCCAAACCCACUUUCUACGUGGCCAUGA
Molecule: messenger RNA, 996 nt
Organism: Cylindrotheca closterium
Lineage: Eukaryota; Bacillariophyta; Bacillariophyceae; Bacillariales; Bacillariaceae
Source: the annotation of a GenBank genome assembly